AUGUCUGUGCUAAACAACUUUACGGUGUCCGUUGCAAAAGGACUGAGACGUCUAAGACAGAAGCAAGAACUUCGCGAGUUGACGCCCAAUGGGUCCAGAAAGAAAACCAGUUCGUCUGGUAAGGAGAAGGUUAAACUCAACAUGGAGAAGUGUCUCAUCGUGUCCAAAGUUACCCGAUAUGAGUAUGAAAAACACUGCCAUGAUAAUAUCUGUGAUAUUGAGUUGGAGAAGAUACUCCGCAAACGAGGGUCAGACUACGAGGCUAUGAUGGAGACGCACCUGCGACAGAAGGCAUUCGAGGAAAAUGUAGCCAGCAGUCUCAAAAAGAUAGGACUCAAGGUUGAAAUGGCCAGCAGAUUAACAUAUAACGAUGAUUUAAUAAACUGGUGCGAUGUGGUGAUGCCCUGUGGCGGUGAUGGCACUUUUCUUCUAGCUGCUUCUAGAGUCAGAGAUGCUAAUAAACCUGUCAUUGGCUUCAACAGCGCCCCACAUAAGUCUGUUGGACGGCUCUGCCUACCGACUUGGUGUUCCAACGAUGUUAAGGGCGCGUUCCAGGCAUUAAAAGAGGGCCGGUUCUCAUGGAUGAGGCGUUCGAGGAUACGCACCACGAUCACCAGCGAAGCCAAGUUAUUGGACAGCAUCACACCUAUCGACCUGCACGCACUGAGUUAUUGCAGAUAUCCACCAGUUCGACAUGCUCAUGAAGGAGCUGAGGCAGACAAUAUGGAUCUUUCGUGCAAGGUAACUGAAGGUUGCGAGCUUGCAACUAAAGUUCUGCCGCACUUGGCAUUAAAUGAGGUUUUCAUAGGUGAGAGUGUGACGUCACGAGUAUCCCUCCUCCGGCUACAGAUCGACAACGGCGCGUGGACGCACACCAAGAGCUCCGGCCUCUGCGUCACCACCGGCACCGGCAGCACAUCCUGGCACUUCAGUAUAAACUGUCUCCGCACCCACUCAGUGCAGGAGCUGAUGAAUAUACUAUCGAAGGAGUGCGGACUCCCACUCGACACGUCGUUGGAGAAAGCAAGAGAGAUUACAGAGAAAUAUAACCAGAAACUCAUGUUUUCACCAGAUUCCGAGCAGAUGGCUUAUUCAGUUCGUGAAUAUAUAACCUUUGAGGAAUGGCCUACCCCCCGGGGCCUCAGGGUCAGGGACAAGGCGACCGCUGUCAAGGUCAAGUCACAUUGCACUGAUGCAGGUCUAGUAUUAGAUGGCAGCGUUUCCUUCCCCUUCAACGACGGCACAGAGGCCGUGUUAGAAAUACAGCCGGAAGACUCAUUGAUGACUGUGCAUAUGGACGAUAAGUUACCCUAUUAA
Molecule: messenger RNA, 1317 nt
Organism: Arctia plantaginis
Lineage: Eukaryota; Metazoa; Arthropoda; Insecta; Lepidoptera; Erebidae
Source: the annotation of a GenBank genome assembly